Messenger RNA from Cyanidioschyzon merolae strain 10D, 1365 nucleotides. Its product is annotated as similar to rRNA methylase. The record is from RefSeq and is a predicted model, not a curated record. Gene Ontology annotation, molecular function: RNA binding; RNA methyltransferase activity. Gene Ontology annotation, biological process: RNA processing. The transcript has a single exon. The coding region runs from base 1 to 1365 and encodes 454 amino acids. Lineage: Eukaryota; Rhodophyta; Bangiophyceae; Cyanidiales; Cyanidiaceae.
AUGCGGUGCCUGUGCUGGACGAAUGCGCUUGAUCCACUGUACCGGCUGGCUGGACGGCAGGCGUUGCGGCUGCGCGGGCACCAGUCCUGGUGGCGUUACCAACACUGUAUGCUUCACCAACGAGCACAAGCAUGUACUGGUGCGGAGCGCUCUGCCCAGUGGUCGCUGAUACGGUCUGCUCAGAACGCGAAACUCAAGUUGUUGCGACAAAUCCUGCGCAAGGGUAGCUUGGUGCUCGACUCGCCGAGCGCCUCGUCAUCGCUGGGGAGCAGCGCGCCAGACCGCCGGUUUCUACAGCUUGUGAAAGAGCGCGAGUCAGAAAACAGCUAUACGGCAGCCUUAGCGGAGCGCUGCUUGCGACCACAGCUGUUUGUUGUAGAAGGGGCGCGAUUAUUGCAGGACGCACUGGAUGUGCACUGGGCUCCUGAGUUCAUUAUUUGCUCAGCUGAUGCUGUGCAGGGGCUGUGGCGUCGUCACCCGCAGCUCAUGGGAAAAAUUUCGACCGACGGGCUUUUGCAGCAACGCACCUUUGUGUGCGAGACGGAACUGCCUACUGAAACAGUCCACUCGCAGGGUAUUGUGGGGGUGUUUCAACGGAAAUGGCUGCCAUGGGAUCAGCAGCGAACGCUAGUGCUCUUUCUUGAUGGCGUCCAGGACCCGGGUAAUCUUGGGACGAUCCUUCGCUCGGCAUGUGCAGCUGGGUGCCGCACGCUCCUGCUCAGUGAUCAAUGCGUUGAUGCCUGGAGUUCGAAGGUCGUGCGGGCAGGUAUGGGUGCUCAUUUCCGCCAGUGUAUCGUUGAUAAGGUUUCGCUGGAGCAUCUGGAGUGCCUGCUCGACUUGUUGGUCAUGGUGCCGGGAACCGAUGCACCCUGUUGUGCAUCCCGCGAAGCACACAGCGCAGCGGAGGUCAAAGAGGCCGGUCUGAAGCCGCCCGCAUCGGAUCGGGGACACAAUUUGAGCCGCAUUCACCACCACGGGCAACGAUAUCGAUUCGUCAUUGCUCAUCCAAAAAAAGUACCGGGGCUUGCUCAUUUCUCCUACGAUGAUGAUGCAAUCUGGUUGAGAGCAUCCAAUUUAGAUGCGAAGAAAACUAGAGCAACGGGUACAGCAGGGAAAAUACCGCCUCAUCGAGACAUCAGGACACCCACGCUAGAUAUCCUGGUGAUUGGAAACGAAGCACAUGGCCCGAGUGCUGCAAUUUUCGAUUUCGCCCAGAGCGUAACCGGUUCAUGUACAGUGGCUAUUCCUCUCGACUCGGGCGUUGAGUCCUUGAACGCUGCUGCUGCUGCAUCAAUUCUUCUUUUCGAAGCCCGCAGGCAGCGUCAAAAGUUCGAGGAAUCCACGGGCGCUGCAGAGACCCUCUAA